This is a messenger RNA of Synchytrium microbalum, 1245 nucleotides long. RefSeq lists its product as uncharacterized. The record is from RefSeq and is a predicted model, not a curated record. Lineage: Eukaryota; Fungi; Chytridiomycota; Chytridiomycetes; Synchytriales; Synchytriaceae. Bases 1 to 1245 code for a protein of 414 amino acids. The transcript has 8 exons.
AUGGCACCUAAAACAAAGAAGGAAGCAGCAGUUGUAGUUCCCGAUGCAGAAGAGUCUGAUGAAGAAGUUGAGGACGUUGAGAUCACUGGAGCUGACGAGAGUGACAAACCUAGUGAGGGACUUGACAAUGCCGAAGUAGUAACAAAAUAUCAAACUAGCGCCAGAGUGGCUAACGAAACAUUAAAGAAGAUAGUCGAAGCUGCUGUAGAAGGAGCCAAAAUCUUGGAUUUGUGUACGCUGGGUGACAAGCUGAUAGAAGAUGGUGUAAAGACGGUUUAUAACAAGGGCAAAAUUCCAAAAGGCAUUGGAUUUCCCACCUCGGUUUCAAAGAAUCAACAAAUCUGCCAUUUUUCACCCCUUCCCAGUGACCCUGAAGCAUCGCUAGCUCUGGUCAAUGGCGAGAUGGUUCGAAUCGAAUUGGGUGUACAUGUAGACGGUUUCUUGGCCCAAGUAGCUACUACUCUAGUUGUUGGUGCAAGCAAGGACAAGCUCAUUACUGGAAGACAGGCUGAUGCUUUGCAGGCUGCUUAUGUAGCUUCAGAAGCAGCUAUUCGAACACUCAAACCAGGACGCACCAAUGUUGAAGUCACGGAAAUCAUUCAAAAGGCUGUAGAAGAGUUUGAAUGCAAGCCUAUUGAAGGAAUGCUCUCACAUCAAAUUUUGAGGAAUAACAUGGAGGGAGAAAAGCAAAUCAUCCUAAAUCCAACAGAUCAACAGAAGAAGGAUAGUGAGAAGCAGACUUUUGCAGAGGGUGAAGUAUACUCGAUUGACAUCUUGGUUUCUACUGGAGAAGGCAAGCCCAAGGCUGCCGACUCAAGAACGACUAUAUAUCGCCGCAACCCUGAUCAAACAUAUCAGUUGAAGAUGCAAACGUCGCGAAAAGUGUUGAGUGAGGUCAAAUCUCGAUUUGGCUCAUUCGCAUUCAACCUCCGUCAUAUGGAAGAUGAAAAAAAGGCACGUAUGGGUAUUUUGGAAUGCGCUAGGGUAGGGGUCGUAGCUCCGUAUCCCGUCUUGUGCGAAAAGGAAGGUGAAUUUGUGGCCCACUUACAAUUCACAGUCUUGUUGUUGCCCACUGGUCCUCUUCGAAUUACACAUUUCCCUUGGGACGCUUCACUAGUGAAGUGUGACAAGGAGAUUAAGAAUGAAGAGCUCAAGGAAUUAUUGAAGACUUCAGUACGACCGACCAAAAAGUCAAACAAGAAGAAGAAGAAGACCACCACGGGCACGGAAGAAGAGGAGGAAUAG